Messenger RNA from Vicia villosa (hairy vetch), 948 nucleotides. RefSeq names its product mitochondrial import inner membrane translocase subunit TIM23-2-like. Gene Ontology annotation, biological process: protein import into mitochondrial matrix. Gene Ontology annotation, molecular function: transmembrane protein transporter activity. The transcript has a single exon. Bases 177 to 743 code for a protein of 188 amino acids. The record is from RefSeq and is a predicted model, not a curated record. NCBI's taxonomy places the organism in Eukaryota, Viridiplantae, Streptophyta, Magnoliopsida, Fabales, Fabaceae. Gene Ontology annotation, cellular component: mitochondrial inner membrane; TIM23 mitochondrial import inner membrane translocase complex.
UAAACCCGGUUCAAUACUAAACCCGGUUCAUCUUCCGAAUCAAUUCCAACGCGCCGCCAUACAGUCUUGAUCUCCCAAAUCUCAAGAUUCUCCACACAAACAGCGUCGUUCUUCGGCAGCACACACAUUCUCUCUCAUCCCAAACCCUAACCCUAGAGUCUGGAAGCGUCUCUCCCAUGGCGUACCAGACCCCCAAUCACGAUUCACCUUCCGAUUCCAAUACCCAAAAACGUCUCUACAAUCCCUACAAAGACCUCGAAGUCCCCAUUCGAAACCUCUACCAACUCCCCACCUCACCCGAACACCUUUUCGUCGAAGAGGCCGCCCGAAAACACCGCUCCUGGGGUGAAACCCUAACCUUCCUCACCGGCUGCGGCUACCUCGGCGGCGCCGUUGCUGGCGCCGGCGUAGGCCUCGUCGAAGGCGUUAAAUCGUUCGAGUCAGGAGACACCAUGAAGCUCAGAGUCAAUCGGAUUCUCAAUUCGUCUGGUCACACCGGUCGAACAUGGGGGAACCGCCUCGGAGUGAUCGGGUUGCUUUACGCAGGAAUUGAGAGCGGGAUCACGGCUGCGAGAGACACCGACGAUGUGUUGAACAGUAUAGCGGCGGGGCUUGGGACUGGCGUGUUGUAUCGAGCUACGAGAGGGGUUAGAUCGGCUGCUGUGGCGGGUGCUGUUGGUGGAGUUGUGGUCGGAGUGGCUGUAACGGCGAAGCAGGCGUUGAAACGAUACGUGCCGAUUUGAGGAUCAUCAUGAGUGAGCUCUCAAUUUUAUUUUUUGUUACCAUCAAUUUUGAGUAUUUGAUUGUGGUAUAAAAUUGUAUACCAGCUUGUGGCAGUGCUGCCCUUGCAGACAAUUGGCUUAAUUCAUAUUUUUUUCAGCUUCAUAAUGGCUAACCUUUGUAGUGUAAUUUGCUUAGUGAUCUCGAAUGAAUAAUUUGGAUGGCUUU